Molecule: messenger RNA, 662 nt
Organism: Durusdinium trenchii
Lineage: Eukaryota; Dinophyceae; Suessiales; Symbiodiniaceae
Source: the annotation of a GenBank genome assembly
GUUGGAAUUACCAGCACACAAUCACGACUCUUAAUUUGUGCCAUGGUGUGCACAUCAAUUGCAGCGUUUGACUUUGCACGCAAACUUUGUGACGAAUAUGAUCGAAGAAAACAGGAAGAAAAAGAGAUGAAUCUUCGAAAAGAGGAGAAGCAGACCAAGACUAACAACGCGGAAGGUGGUGUGAGUCGCAAAGUAACACAGAUUGACUAUGCCAAACAUGAAGAAACUGUGAAAGAGCUUGACCGACAAGAAAAAGAACAAGAGUUUGAGCGCAAAAAACGCGAGGCUUCGCAAUGGUGCACUUUAGACCACGAACAUGGUCCCAACUGCCGGCGUCCUCCAACCGGCUGCUCACAAGAUCACGCCAGAGAGUGGCAGAUUUACGAGCGAAGCACCGAAGAGAAAAUCGCUGCGGCCGAGCGCUUCCGACAGGAAGGCAAUGAGGCCUACCGUAAACGGAACUACGGCCUUGCUGCGGUGCACUACCGGAAGGCCCUGCUCCACUUUGACUACACUUUCGCAGAGACGGAGGAGUUGGAGCGACAGGUGGAGGCUUCGAAACUGCCCUGUUUGUUGAAUUUGGCGGCCUGCAAGUGCCAACAAGAAGAUUGGGAGGAGGUUCUCACACAAUGCCGACAAGCUCUUGAGAUCAAUCCUCGUGC